Messenger RNA from Blastomyces dermatitidis ER-3, 2751 nucleotides. RefSeq lists its product as uncharacterized. NCBI's taxonomy places the organism in Eukaryota, Fungi, Ascomycota, Eurotiomycetes, Onygenales, Ajellomycetaceae. The coding region runs from base 1081 to 2352 and encodes 423 amino acids. The transcript has 4 exons. The record is from RefSeq and is a predicted model, not a curated record.
AAGCAUCAGACGUUGUGCACGGAGAAAACGGUGAUGCAUUUUUUUACUAUCAAACAGCGAAUCAGUCGUGUCACCGUCGGGCGCAACCAGGCUAAUUGGCGGAGAAUUACCCUCUUUGCUUGACCAGCAGAGAAGACAUGCACACAGCAGACGAAUCUGUGGGGUACAACGACAGAAACAAACAUUGAAAGGGACAAAGUAGCUGCAAAACGAGGGCGGCUAAUGAAGACGCGAGGAAUUUAUCCCGAAUGGUGUGAACAGGGCAAUCUACACAAGGGCCUCGAUGGUCCUAACAAGAGCGAUAUUUGACUGACGAGCUAACCCUGGCUGCUCAAAUUUAAAUAAGAGGACCACAGACAGAUAAAAACGGAUGAACGAGAAGCAGUUUCUCGUCAAUGGCAGCAGUUGGGCAGCCAGGGCGUUAACGAAGUUUGGUUGAUCGAGAGUUUGAGACAGACGACGCCUCGAUAGGCGCAGGCCAAGGGAGAUGUGGCUGGCUCGCAACUAUUAUAGCCAGCGCUGAGGGAGGUUGGAUGAAACAAGAUCGCAGGUUUGUUUCGCAUCUGUUUGUUAUUUACAAUAUUUUGUUUUUAUAGACAAGAUCUAUAAUAUAUAAUGCGGCACGAGACCAGGCAAGCUGAGCGCGGAAGUUGCCACUGUGAGCGUCAUUCAUCCCCCUCGCUGGUCGAGAGAUAACUAGUAAUUAGUUAGGCUUCACCCGCAACCUCCAGGUCGUUGUUCGGCUAAAUAUUUAGUUGAAUAUCUAUGACUACGUCCACCUCCAUCCUGGAGGAAUAACUCUUCUCACGACCGAACCGGCACCGUCCUCUUGCUUGUGAAUUUAUAUACCGCUUGCCUUGCCUUGCCUCCCCCUUGUUCGUUGAAGCACCCCGCGAUAUUCUUACCAAGGUUCUUGCACCAAAAUAACUUCGUCCCCGCUUCAUCCUUACCAAAUCAAAUCUCAGUCCCUGGUUCAUCCCCGCCUCAAUUUCCACGAUAGCAGAUUUGCUUUCCGUCUGUGUCAUCCCGAGAACUCAAAUAACGAGUCUCCACUCCGGGCUCAUCAAUAACUUUUCUUUUAUGUCUCGCCGCGGCGAUUCGUCCUCCGCCAGCACCAGCAGCUCUGGUGGAGGCGGAGGGGGAGGUAGAUGGGAUGCUGCCCGCUUUUUUAGAGAGCGCGAGGAACGACAGGAGCCCCACUCUCGAGAGAGACGAACACAGAUCGUUGACCGACCUCCCCCAGCUGAAAGACGGAGACGGGACGUCGACGAGUUACUCCAGGCUGCACAUGAACGCUUCGGCCCGCCCGCCAGGAGGCCCGGUCGAACCUACAACGAUGAACACCUUGUCCCAUCUUCAGGCGCCAUGAUUCCAUUCCGUGAGAGAGAAGAGCGAGACCGAAGCCCCCCAGUACGCCCGCAGCUACUCCGUCGCCAAUCAUCACUGGAUACUUUUGACCGCGCGGCUGCUCGUCGGGGUUAUGACAAAUACGAUCGCGAAGACUAUGGUCCGCCGGUGACCCCAGUUCCUGUCCCACAUCGGAGACGCACACCGCCCACUCAUGAAAAGGUGGACUUCGAGGAGAUCAGAGUUGCGGAGCCGGAGUAUUAUGGGGAUGAAGAAUACCACCGCAUCCGAAUGCGGGACAGGAGUGUAACUCCGCGACCCCGCGGGCGGAGCAUUCCUCCUUCCCCCCAGUCAGUGGAAGUGAGGGAGAUUCGGCCAUCAACUGCCCCACGUCGAGGCAAAACCCGUAUGCCCAAACGUUUAGUGCACCCUCGGGCCAUUAUUGAUCUUGGCUACCAAUAUGAGGAAGAGGAGGAUGCCUACAUCAUUUUCCAAGCAUUACAGGAGGCCCAUAUAGAGGACUUGGUAACCCGGAGCAGAGAAGUUAGGCGGACAGCCACAACGACGGAAAUUACAGACACACUGACCGUUGGCCAUCCACGGGACAACCUCAGCAUAGAAAGACGGCGGUCAGUCUCAAGGCGGCCUGCAACAAGAGUGGUUGAACGGUCUCGAUCACGCCGGCCGUCCGUCUCACGACCAGAGCCUGCUCCAGUACGCCACCACCGCCGCCGACGAUCCUCGCCUAUCCGGAUCAUUGAACCCAGAGAUGUCGUUUUUGAGGAUGUCAUUGAGCCCCGUGCUGAUGUCGCGCUCAUCGUACCUGAUCGUCGACGGUUAGGGAGAGAUACGCAAGCGGAAACCCGGGCAUUGGAUCGGGAGAGGCGGGCUUUGAGGUCUGAGAGGGAGGGAGCUUUGGAUGUUGAGGAAACUCUCGAUGUGCGGCGGGAGCCUAAAGCUCCAAGCCCUCGACUGAUCAGAGCGAUGAUGGCAACGUUGACAUGAAGGGUUGAUUGCGAGCUCAAUCACCCACUUCUCCUCAUCGGAAUCAGCCGCAUUCUCGUACUGUUUAUGCCAAACCUGACGGGAAUGUCCCCAUCAACGACAGAUGAGUGUGCAGACUCUGUCCUUCAUGAUUUCUUCUUGUCUCUACGGCAUGCUAGUGUAUAUGCUCCCCUUCGCCUGUUCUAUUGAUCUGGCGUAAUGUAAUUCUUAUGUUUUCUAUCGAUGUAACCAACCAACCCCAUAGCUAUUACCCAUAUAUAGCCAUUUUAAAUUUAAUAUAUGUGAAUGAACACGAAUUCAUUCCCCGCGGCUUAGGUACUAUGCAUGGAUGUAUGAUACGAGUCCCGUCUGUUAUAAUAAAUACAAUCAGGCAGCGGGACCACAUGACUUAGGGCCAAC